Drosophila sulfurigaster albostrigata is the source of this 3520-nucleotide messenger RNA. RefSeq lists its product as uncharacterized. The transcript has 11 exons. Bases 624 to 3170 code for a protein of 848 amino acids. NCBI's taxonomy places the organism in Eukaryota, Metazoa, Arthropoda, Insecta, Diptera, Drosophilidae. Gene Ontology annotation, cellular component: cytoskeleton; plasma membrane. The record is from RefSeq and is a predicted model, not a curated record. Gene Ontology annotation, biological process: negative regulation of canonical Wnt signaling pathway.
UGCUCUAGUAUGGAGAUGAUUUUUUAUACGGUUUGGUAGCAAGGCGCCCGUUUUGACAUAAAUGAGCUAAAAAAUGUGUUCAUCUCGCGUAAAGUUUCUUCGCGAAUAAUUUAAUUAGAUUAAAGUUAGAAAACUUGUUCUGCCUUAAGAAUGAGGGCGUAAAAUUAAAAAAGUACGUAGAGAAAAACAGAAAGGACACUGAAGACUUUUUAUAAGCUUAUUGUGGAUUGCGUGUUACAGAUUUUUUCUUAGAUUCGUAUGUACUACAUACAUAUAUGUAUGUACAUAUGUACAUACAUACAUAUGUAUAUGCAAUGAAAAUAAGUGUGUGAAAAUUGUCAAAAUGAUUUCAAUCAAAAGUAUGUGAGAAUUUUACAAAUUCCUACGGAUUAAAAUGGUGAAACUUAGUGAAUCAUUAAUUACAAUAUUAUAAGAUGAAAAUGGCUACAAUAACAUGUACACUUGCAUACAUAUAAGUGGAGAGAUGUAUGUAUAUGUAUAAUCACAUACAUACAUACAUACCUAAAUAAAUAAGUGCAUGACAACAACGUCCUUCAAGCCCCACGCAGUCAGAUGGACUUAAUUGCUGUAAGUGUGGUUUGAUUAUAGCGUGAUAUGCCAACAUGGAGACGAACCAAUAUUACUGCCGAGGUGGAAUGCAACCGACUUCAUCGCCAUCGCCCAUUUCCCAAACCCCCACAAAUAAGAUGAGCUAUGGAAAUAAUGCUGGCCAGGAUUACUUGGCCUGUGGCACAAAUCAACCAGAAACGGGUUUCAUUCCAAGGGAUAUGACACCACUGAAUGGAGGCGGCAGCGUUGGGAGUGGCAACAAGGCUUUUGUUGGCAACCACAAUGCUGCAGGAAGUCCAUAUGUUUAUCCCAACUGCAAUAACAGUGCUCAAUGUGCAAGCAAUACGAAUAAUGCUGGAAAUUAUAUCAACAUAAUGACUGUUCCAUUGGGAACAUUGCAGUAUAAUCGAAAGAAGACAACAACCCAAGACUACCAAUCACGCCUAUAUUAUAAUACAACGGAUGUCAAGUGUCGGGACGAUUAUUAUUUGGGGAAGCGCAUCAACAAUGACAGCCCAGGCCCAUCGCAACAACAGCAGCAGCAGCAGCAGCAACAACAACUUCAGCAGCAACAACUUCAGCAGCAACAACAGCAGCAGCAACAGUUUCAACAACAGCAGCAACAACUUCAGCAACAGCAGCAACAGCUUCAGCAGCAGCAUCAACAACUUCAACAGCAGCAGCAACACCAGUUGCAACACAUCAAUCAUAACCAUCAGUUGCAACACGCUCAACAAUCAACCGCCUGUAGCCCCAGCUCAGUGCUGGAGACACUCGACGAUGGCUCCGAGUGUCCCAUGUAUUCGAAUGCGGCUGCAGCAGUUGGUCGCGUGGUGGCCGCUACUCAAACGCAUCUCAACAAUGCGAACGUGGUGACCUGCGAGCAAACGCCAGUGUCGCUCGUUCCCGUCAAUGUGCCUGUUCCACCUGUGAUGUACACGGUGCAUCGUGUGGUGACCACCGCUCAGAUUCAGACAGCGGUCGGCAGCACCUUUGCCUCGUCGGCCAGUGUGUCGAGUGUCGUGAGUGCCGCCGGCCGCAAUGAUAACGAUAACUGCAUGACCUCGUCACAAGUCACAUCGGCCAUGUCGAUGUCAGCCAACGAUCCGCAGUGUCACAGUGGGAGUCUUCAUAUAUCAGAAAUCAGCGGAAAUAUCAUGAACAAUGCCAAUGCACUUGGCCCACUGACUGGAGUGCGAAGUCCUUCCGGUGCUUUGACAAAUCUGUUGCCAGUCCAGCAGAACUGCAACAGCAAUGCCAACAGCAACGAGGCUCAACAGAAUCCUGCGAUAUCGAAACGAGUGCUUGGCGGCAACCCACCAUCAUCAUCAUCAUCCACCACAUACUCAAGUGCAGGCAAACCCAACUCUCUGGUAGCUCGCACUCUGCAGAAUGUAAUUCCAACAUGCGUAUACUUAAUGUCGCGAGUGGCCGUGCACAUGGAGAUCGAGGGCACGGCUCAAUGCCCCUCGCAAGUGAUGCUUGCCGCUGCCUUGGGCUGCGAGGAGCUGGGCAUCUCGAACAAGUUGCUGGCGCAAAGCAUCUUCGGCUUGUGGAUGACCAGUGGUUUGCUGGAGAUGCAGCUGAAGGCCCAUCACUGCCCCUACAUUGUGCGUGUGGCGUGGUCGAGUCUGCUGGAGAAGUUUAGUAGUAGCAAUCCAAUCGAACGCAAGUAUGACGAGCCCAUGAUUGUUCUCAAGCGCAAUGUGUUCUUCUCCAAGCGCGACGAGGAGAAAAUCAAGGAUCAUCGAAUUGUGGAACUGCUUUAUGAGGAGGCAAAGCAUUAUGUGUUGACCGGAAGAUAUAUUAUGGAACCCGUACAUUCGCUUAUGCUGGGCGGCAUUCAAGCUAGAAUUGAGCUUGGACCCUACAAUUCUCAUACGCAUACUGUGGGAUUCUUCAGAGAGAACCAGUCACGAUUUCUGCCAAAACAUGUGGCGAAGAGCUCUAAUUGGCUGUGGUUGCCCAUUAGCCAAAAGAAUUCAGCAGAAAUUAAGCUUCUGGAGCAGUUCAAGCGAGUGCCGCAAACAGCCACAACUCGGAAACUUAUGCGAAAGUACUUAGAAUUCUGCUGGGCGCUGCCGUUCUAUGGCGCUGCGUUCUUUCAUGGACAAAUGGAACAACCUGUUAGGGGAAUUAUGUCGUUGGUUAACCACAAGGAUAUGGAGGUCUUGAUUGCGGUGAAUGAGAGAGGAGUUUUUAUAAUAGACUGCUAUGAACACACACUUUUAUUGGGACUCCGAUAUGAAGAUAUGUCAUGGGAUUAUGCAAAGCCAAGUGCUAGUGAUGAUCCCGAGUGUCUUACAUGCAUAUUCCUGCAGUUUGAUGCUGUGGAAAAUGGAAUACAAAUAUCGAAACUAGUACAAGUUUUCUCCAAGCAAGCGGCUAUGAUUGAUGCGCUUAUAUUGCAUUUCACGGAACAGAUUCGAAAACGGAAACAGGAAGGAAAUUCAGCGGAACAUUUUCAUGAUGAACCAAAUCCUAUUCAAAAUAAUGGCAAUGGAGUAUUAUGCAAUAAGCUGUCGCGUUUGACAUUAGCCAGCUUUGACGAAGAAGGCCGCUGUAUUGGGCAAAUGGGAUCAUUAUCUAUAAGCUAUUAACAAUUGUUAUAUAUAUAAAAUUCAUAUGAAUGAAAUUGUUUAAAUUAAGAAUUACGAUCAUUAUAAAAGAACUACACAUAUAGUCACAUGUAUGUAUAGUAAAGUAAAAGAUAGCUUAUUGUACAUAGACUCUUGUAUAUACGUAUAAUAUCUAGAGUGUUCAUGGAUGGACCGAUUACAAGACAAGAUUCAACUGGUGCAUGGCCAAAAAACCAAAGCAAACCAAACUCAAACCAAACGAAAGUAAUGCAAUGAAUACCACAAACAAAACAAAUAAGAAAUGAAUGAAAUGAGAAAAUGAAAAAAAAAACAACAACAAAUUCAAUCAAAUAAUCGUCUUAACUUCAUAU